AUGGUCAAAGAUCUGUCCAGCGAAUUGCCUUUGUACAAGUAUGUUGACGAUUGUGCAAUCUCUGAAGUCGUUAGAGUAUGUCAACCGGACCUACCAAAAUUACAGCAAGAACUUGACAACGUGACCCAGUGGUCAAGUGCGAACAACAUGAAGUUGAACGUUAAUUUUAAAAAAAAUAAAGAUUUUACCGUGUCAUUUUUGAUCAAUCAACCCUUGACGCAACCCUUGAUUGUCAAUAACCAACCCCUGGAGGCUGUUAAUACCAUCAAGCUCCUGGGG
Messenger RNA from Paramuricea clavata, 279 nucleotides. Lineage: Eukaryota; Metazoa; Cnidaria; Anthozoa; Malacalcyonacea; Plexauridae. The record is from the annotation of a GenBank genome assembly.